This is a messenger RNA of Trichoderma asperellum CBS 433.97, 1209 nucleotides long. RefSeq lists its product as uncharacterized. The record is from RefSeq and is a predicted model, not a curated record. NCBI's taxonomy places the organism in Eukaryota, Fungi, Ascomycota, Sordariomycetes, Hypocreales, Hypocreaceae.
AUGUACAUCCUCCGAAAGUUCCUUAUUGGAAAUGUCGUGUUCCAAGCGGCACUUGCUCUUCCUUGGGACAAUUAUAACAAGCCUUGCAAGAUUACUAAAGUCAAAGAAGUUAUAAUAACGAAAGAUUGGGCUUUGUGGACAAAAACGCGCACAGACUAUUGUACAAAAACGGCCAUUCCUUUAACUAAGACAGUUACUUCAGAUGUAACAAAUGUAGCCUAUCAAACUGAUUUCGCUCCUGUUACAGUUACUGCUACCUCUACUGCCACGGCGUCAACUACAGUAUUCACUAGUACAGAGACAGAUAUUAUAACCUCAACGGCAGCUUCUACAACCACGACAACAACUACUACUACAAUCUCUCCAUCCUCUCCAGUGACAACUAGCCCUCUCAAGCGCGACAACCGGGGCUAUUAUCCCCCUCCCCCUCCUCCUUGCGAGACAAUAUACAAAACGGAGAUAAGAACUAUAUGGGUACCCACGGUUGUACAUAAGACGGUGACAAAGACCAAGACUAUAACCCCUGCCGCGGUUACCAAGACUACAAUUCAAACUGGAACCAAUACUGUAACAACUACACUACCCUCUACGGUGACCACAACUACAACUGCCACUACUAUAAAUACAAUUUCUGCAGUAACUACAACAGUAACAACAGCGACUAUCACAUCCACAACGACAACUGUAGCAACCGCUACUGCGACACUGCCUUUCUGCCUGAUUGUGGAUUACUCCGAUGAUUUUGUCGACGGGUGGGUCGCCUCCGGAGCGGGUUCAGGAAGCGACAUGCCAUUCAGAGCAGAUUUUGACACCGGCCACCCUACUCUCUGGCCGGUCAUGUUUGACCUGGACGCCUUGAAAAAUACAGGCCAGCUGGCAACGGAAGAUGGCUUUAUCCUUGCACUCCAACAGCCGUUCGUUGACAAUGUGCGUGUCUUCGAAGUUGACCCUGCCGACCUCGCUGCCAGCCCCUCGGACUACGCUGUACUUACAUGCUCGGCAACCGGCGGCACCUAUGUAUCUGGCACACCCUUAACCUGUACCGCAACUGCAGGAGGAGAAAGCUAUCAAUAUUGGGGAAAUGCAAUCUUUGAAUUUGCGGAUUUAACCCUGGGCACAAGUGCGUAUACCAGUAGCGGGUACACUAUUGGAAUGCACUACGGCUCUGAGUGCACGCGGUUUAACCCUCCCUCUACUCAGAUUGAAUAA